Messenger RNA from Lytechinus variegatus (green sea urchin), 6540 nucleotides. RefSeq lists its product as uncharacterized. The coding region runs from base 214 to 5856 and encodes 1880 amino acids. Gene Ontology annotation, cellular component: mitochondrion; PML body. Lineage: Eukaryota; Metazoa; Echinodermata; Echinoidea; Temnopleuroida; Toxopneustidae. The record is from RefSeq and is a predicted model, not a curated record. Gene Ontology annotation, biological process: extrinsic apoptotic signaling pathway via death domain receptors; Fas signaling pathway. Gene Ontology annotation, molecular function: transcription corepressor activity. The transcript has 6 exons.
UAUUUGUAUUCUCGACGUCACCGUAGAGAUAUACCCGCUAAAAGAAAACAAAAACCAAGUGUCGGAAUCAAGAAUUGCCGAUAUUAUUACGUUCUUAAUCCUACGUACGUAGCGAUUAAUCUGUCGAUAUUGAUUUGAGGACGAUUGUUUGAAGCUGUGUGAGAGUUGUAUAUUUGUCUCAACCAACCAUAUGUGACUUUAAUAACUACCACCAUGGACUUUGAUCAACCAAUCGAAGAGAUCCAGCGAGAAGGGAAGGAAGAGGGGCUUUAUGAUUUCUCUUACGAUGAUGACGAAGGCAACGCCCAGGAUCCCGACGGUGCGAUUGAUGAUGAAACCAAUAUGUCCGCCCUUGAUCUUUACACCGACAUGGUCAUCCGAGACAGUGAAGAGGCCGCUUUAUCUAUGGCUAAGCUCAAGGAAGAAAAGACAUCUUUCAAAACUCAACUUGAUGCCGCCUUGAUUGAAGUCACCAAGUUAACCAAAGAGAAUGAGUCCUUGACUAAAGAGAACCAAGUCCUGAAGAGCAACAUCUCUAUCCUGUUGAAGACAGCCAAGAUGGAGUUGCAACGGAAGGACAGAGAACUCAAUGAAUUACGUGAUAUGCAACUUGUUGGAGGAAGACCUACAGCAAGUGCUCCCCCUCGUAAGACUAGAAGACUUCCCAAGCAUCAUCGGCAGCCUGGCCUCCUGCGACAGAAUGGAACACAACAUCCUAAAAAUAUAAACAGUACUACCAAGAAUUUAAGUAAAACAGCAGAAAGCGAUAGUGAUGUCGAACAGAAACCAAACGUUCAAGAGACUAUGUUUGUGCGUAGGCAAAGAGCAAAGAAUCAAAGGCAGCCUACAACUAGGAUGUUGGAAUCAAAAGUGUUGUCAUCAGAACAACCUGAACAAGAUGGUUCAGAGAGGUCGAUAGGGGAAACUCUGUUACGUCUUUCUCAGCAGUCAUCACAUGAGAUUGAACUUGGCCGUUUGGAGACCAAAGAAAAAAACAGGUUGGAACCAUUGAUGACAGAUCCUAAAAAGGAAAGCCUGUUGCAAGGGACACUGACACCAGAUGCUGUUGCUGCAUCAAGACUCUGUGACCCAAAAUAUGCAGGAAAACCAGAGGAAGUGCAUUCAUCUGUGAUGCCAUCUGAAGCAAAGAGGGAAAAAAUGGAUGAGAAAGAGAGAUCAAGAAGUAGAUCAAUUGAAAGAUCUUCUGAGAUUCAAUCUAAAGACAAGAAAUCUAUUAGAAUAUCUGAUGACCAUAGAGAUGUACUGCCCAGGAGUCAACCUGAUGAAAGAUCAUCCAGAACUACGUCAGAUUACAAAAGAAGUUCUCCCAGUAGAUCUACAAGGAGCAGGUCGGAUGACAAUAGAUCAUCUAGGAGUAAAUCUCGUGACCGCAUCUCAGAAGAAAGAACUAUUGAGAAAGAGAGAUCAAGAAGAAAAUCAGUUGAAAGAACCACUGAGAAUCGGACCAGAAAGGAGACAUCUCCCCCCAAUAUAGAAGAAAGAACUGUUGAGAAAGUGAGAUCAAGAAGUAAGUCGGUUGAAAGAACUUCAAAGAGUCACUCAAAAAAUGAAUUGUCUAUGAAAAUAUCUGAUAACCAUCGAGAUAUGCAUCCUAGGACUCGCUUGCGUAAAAGGUCUCCAAGAACAAAGUCAGAUUACAGAAGAUGUUCUCCCAGUAGGUCAAAUGAUGAAAGAUUUUCCAGGAGUGAUUCUCGAGACCGGGCGGUUGGUAAAAGAUCAUCCAAUUAUAAAUCCUGUGAGACUGACAGAAGAUCAUCUAGUGGUAAACCCUGUAGCAAUUCCAGUGAUGAAGCCAAUGACCCCAAACUAAGUAAAAAUAUUCGUCCAAGAAAGUCAUCUUCUUCUCAAAGUCUAAGGUCAGGAAGGGAUGUAAUAGUGAAACAAGCUGAGUCUCUGGCAUUCAACCGCUCUGGUUCCCGCAGAGGAAAUGUUUUGAGGGACAGACAUAACGAUAGAGACAGAAGGGAUAGUAGACGUUCCAGUACUCCAAUACAAGAGUCCAGUAGAGACUCCUGCAGAUCGAAAGAAAUUCACAAAACACUGAGCAGUAUUAUAAUGCCUUCAAGAAGGGAAAGAAGCCAGAGUCGGGCAAAAGAAAGAAUGUCUAGCAUUGCGAGAGAUUCUGUUGCGAAGGCUAAGGCUGUGCUUAGCAAGCGUUCAAGUAGCAAUUUCUCUCCCAAUAAAUCCCAAACGCAUUUGUGCUUCGAUGGGUUGACAGACUGGGCAAAAACAGAUUCAAGUCUUAGGGACCAAGGUAGUGAUAGGAAACGGAAGCACAGAUUGUCAUCUUCACUGGGUAAAGAAUCCCAACUCAAUGCCAAAAAGUUGAAGGCAGGUUCUAGCAGUGCAGAUACCUAUAAAUUAUACGUUGAAACUGAGAUUCACCUUGGGGAAGAUGUUUCCAAUACUUUUACAUAUGAAGAAGGACACACUGUCCUUGCCUGUGGAACAAAAGACUCUAUUGAAUGUACCUCUAGUAAAGUUUUGGUACCGCACUCAAGUGUUAGCGAUUCCUAUGACACAACACAGAGUGAUAUGUCCUAUUUGUAUGCAUCAGGGUUUCAAGGUGAUAAUGGUGGCCCGAAUCAGUCAACAGAUGCUGCAGGAUUAGGUUUGAUUAAAGAGACUGAAAAGAACAAAGAAGAUGGUGAGCUGUCAGAAGGAGAAAUCAUUAGUGAUGAUGAUGAUGUAAAGGCAAGUAGAACUGAAAAAUCCAAACACAGUUCUUCAGGGAAGAAAAAGAUGCAUUCAUCAAAACACAAACAUAGUCACCACCAUACCAAACAUAAGAGCAGGUCAAGUACUGUAAAAACGGCUAAAAGAGGCAAGAAGCACAAGAGGAAAAGCAGUUCCGAGCAAGAGGCUCUAGAGAGGAAGAAAAGAAUUAGGGAAAGCAAUAUUAGUGAUGAUUCAAUACAAUCGAAGACUCCGGAUGAUGUUGCUCCAUGUGCUACAGAUGUAGAGGUAUUACCAUGUUUACAUGACCAAGGUGAACCAGACACUGCUUAUGAAAUUACAAAUUGUUGUGGGGACCAGGAAAAAGAUGGAUCAGUGUCCAUUGAAACCAAAUUGGAUAACCAUAUAGCACCCAGCAAUGAACCAGAAGGCGAAUGUGAUUCACAAAUCACCAAAUCAGCAUUAAGAACCUCUGGAGAUAUUGAAGUCCAAACCUUGACAAACGCUAACACUUCAAGCUCUCCUGUGGAAGGACAGGAGCUUUCUGAGGUUCAGGACGAAAGGAUAAAUGAAAGAAUUCGUAAAACAGAAGAUCAUGCCAGAAAUGAAAGUGUCACAAACCUGAAUAUUGUGACUUUACCACAGGAAUCUAUUUCUACACCCAUCAAGGAAUCGGCUUUUGAAGGAGAGCCGGGAAUGGCAGACAGAGAAACAGGAAUAGCUAAUGUUAGUAGAGGAAUUUUGUUUGAGGAUCUGUGCCUGUCCUCAUCUGUGGAUGAUACAUCAUACCUGUCCUGUGUUGGAACUGGCUCAGAAAAUGUUAAGAAUAGUUUCUUGAACUCCUUGGAAAAGCCUGAUGGUCAAGUCAAGGACACUAAUGAUUCUUUGGGGAAUAACCAAGCUUUUAAAAUAGAAGAAAGCCAAACCGGUGAAGCAGAGAUCGAUGACCCAACCAACUUGAAUUUGCAACAUAUUCAUGCCCCACUUGAAACAAACAGUAGUGAAUGUGUUACUGCUCCAAGUAAUUCAGAGGGAAACAUUUCUGACUUACAAAUGGAAAAUACAUUAACUGGUAAAAUGGUGGCAGGUGAAACUUACCAGGAAAAGGUCCAAGAAGGAGAAGAUGUCAAUAGCAGUCUUUGUGAUGCAUCAGUGGAGUUGAACACCAGUAAAUCAUCUGAACCUGUUCAAGGCAUUGCCGUUGAUCCAUGUGUGAAUGCGUUGAACAAUGAUGAUUCAGUGAGUGAUCAUCCAGUCUUUGAAGAAGAGAACGAUGCAGUGUCCUUGCAUGCAGGAAACGGAGGCCUAGAUAGUUUUAUGCAUGACAGUGCCCCCAAGUUGAAAAAUGACUUUGAUCAACUCUUCAGUGAAAUGGAAAGUGUCAGUAUCUUGAAGGAAUCAGAACAAGUUGAUGAGGCGGAGACUUCACUGCAGUUGACAUGUGAAUGGAGUAAUAUAGAGUUCCAGGAUUCAUCCACCAAGAUGGGUGCUGAGCCUGGUCAAGGAUCUGUCACUGUAGGUGCUCCUGUCUUUGAUGAUGGGUGUGCCCAAGACAUGGACUAUGCUAAGAAUCCUCUAGGCAUUGACAUGUCGUUAUCAGGUCAAGAGGAAGGUGGAGAGAUGGACAUAAAGGUUAGAAAAGAGAACGGAAAAGGAUUUUCCCGCAGUGAAACUGGAGAAACUUCAAAUGAAAAGCAUUUUAAAAUAUCCUCAGGUAAAGCAGCUGAUUUGCAAUCUAAAGACUUAAGCUCUUCCAAAGUUGACCCUCUUAACCUUGGAAAUGUAGUCAAAGGUGUAUGUGAUGCCUUUGCCUCAGGAGCAGCUGGAGCAAGUACAGUUGAAGAGAAGUCGAGUACAAGUACAGUUCAAGAGAAGUUAAGUAAUACUGCAGUAUCUCUAAGGGUUGGCAAUGGUGCUCUCAAAGAGCCCUCCCCAGCGGUUGAGAGUGAACGGACUGAUGAGCAGACAGGAAAUGUAUCUCCAAGCACAGUGACAGAGGUCGACCAAGAGCAUCGGCAAGAAGGUGAAAGAACAUGCCAAAGGAAAGGUAGAGAUGAAUCUCUAGCUUCCAGUAAUGCCACUGAGAGAAGUGAUGAGGGAGGGUCUGAAAUUGAACUUGACUUCAUAGAAGAUGUUGAAGAAGAGCAAGAAGAACAUGAACGCGAGGAAGAGGCAGCGGAGGAGGAACAAGAGGAUAGCAUCUACAUCAUUGAUAUACAGCCUGCAACUUCUCAUGAAAAGAAAGAUGACUCAUGUUCAGAGAGUGAGGAGGAGAGGGAGGGGAUGAACCAGUCAGGUAGUAGUUCCGCUGAUCUAGAAGGUAAUGUUCAGCCCUUUGAACCUGCAGAAAACAGUCUUGGAACAGAACUAAAAAAAGAUGACUGCAAAGAGAUAGAGAGAGACACCAAGAGUGAUAAUAUAGUUGAAGAUGAAGAUGCAAAUGAGGAGGGUGGACAAAAGUGUGAGGAUUCAGAAGGAGAAGAAGGAGAGAUCUUAGAAGAUGGUGAAGAAGAAGAGACUGUUCCAGAUUCCCGUAGCAGACAUGACAGAAAACGACCACGUGAAGAUUCAAGGACAGAUCAACGACAUGAGGCAGAAUCUGAAAGAUCUCAUCCCAGCCGCCAUCACCACAGAACUGUCCAUCGAAUAUCCUCCAGUGGCAAAAGGGAAAGCGGCUCCGACAGCCGUAAGCCUAUGAAAGAUGGAAGAGGUGAGAGAGGUAGAAGUGGCUCAUCAGAACAGAGGUCACACAGAGAUGUGGAGAGAAGAGAGAGCAGGAGACGCUUAGAGAGAGAGGACAGGGAUUCCAAAGGAAAGUUGCGCAGUGAUGAAAGACACCCCAGGUCAAGACUUGAAGAAAGGCAGAGAGAAUCUGAGAGAAAAAGGGAGGAGGAUAGCAGGAAAACUUUGGAUCGGAGACGAGAAGAAGACCGUCGUAGGAUGGAACGGAAAAGGGAAGAUCAAAGACGAGAAGCACGGAGGUUAGAAGAAGAGCGUGAGGAACAGGAAGAAAGGCGGAGAGUCCGAAGGAGAGAAGAGAGUGAAAAAGCUAGGUCCAAGUUACACGAUAUUGAGAAAAAGUCAAAGCUACAAGAAAGCGAAAAGAAAAGAGAACCGCAAAGAAAAUCAAAGAAAGCAUCAGAAAGUAGGAAGUCAUGAUAAAAACACUUGAAAUAUAGGAAUUUUUUUUAUUUGGUUAACAUAAAACUCACAUAGGUAGUAUAGUCAUUUUUGCACAAUUAUUGAUAGUCCAGAUAAUGACCAUAUUUUAUUUUCCGCUUAAUUCUCCCUCGCAUAGUACACAAACAAGCCAGACCAUUGAUCGCGAGACUCCAGAAAUCUGUCCACUCAUGAUGAAAUGGGAUAUUGUUUGUAUAGGUGUGAUGUGCCAUCAAUGUCCGUUAUUGGCGGAUUAGAUUGUUCAAUACAGUCCAGCAAGUGGACUAAAUUAUUGAUGGCUAAUUACCAUUAAUGUUAUUGUAAAUUCUCAAAAGACCAUAUUGGUAACCUGUGUAUUUGGAAUUAUUUACCGUGUUUUCUCAAAGACGGUUUUCUACUUCCGCCAUCCAUCUAGGUGCUUGUUGUCAACAUAAUGCUCUCAGAUCGUGUGUCUGUCCAUCUCAUUUUUGAUCUCAUAACUAUAGAACCGUUGAAUGGAUCAACUUCAGUCUUCAUCCAAGCAUGGAUAUUGCAUUGACACUGAUCCGAUUGAUUUUCAGGGUUUCAUGGUCAAAGGUCAUUUAAUACCUGAAAAUACAUUAUUCUUGCAAUAAAUGAAAAUCAUUCAAGGAUAUGGGUAAGUACUUACCUCAUGUAUGCAUGUGGAAGUGAAGAUUUGAGGGU